CCCGCCCCCCUGCGGAGCCGGGAAUUCCGAGGGGCGGAGCGCGGGCCGAGAUGGGGAGUGAGGGGGGCCUUCGGAGGACCCUGGAGACGGAGGCGUGCAGAAGCUCAGUCUCGGGGCGGAGGCGGCUUCGCGCCCUUAGCCCUCCCGGACGGCCUGUUGCCUUCUCCGUUGUCCCGAUGGGGAAACUGAGGCCCUGAACCAGAGGCACACGCGGGGGGGGAGGCAAAAAGCGCGGCCUGAGGCGAAGGGAAAACAAAGGGAGAAUCACGGACAGACGGGGAGGGGGACGGGCACACACACACACACUGGGACAGAGACCCUAAUAGAGAACUGGGCCUGGCAUCGGUGGUGAGGGGGGAGACGCGGGGUCGGCGGGAGAAGAUCGGGAAGGGCGAAGUUGCGGGGGGGUGCGGGGAGGGGAGCCGGGCGGGGGAGGGGGCUGGGGAAAGCCCGAGGGAGGAGGAGAAGGAGGGAGGAACUUCCCAAAGUUGCAAAACAUGGCUACCUUGCCUGCGGAGCCGAGCGCGGGGCCGGCGGCUGGGGGGGAGGCGGUGGCGGCGGCGGCGGCGACCGAAGAGGAGGAGGAGGAAGCGCGCCAGCUUCUGCAGACUUUGCAGGCGGCCGAGGGUGAGGCAGCGGCGGCGGCCGGGGCCGGGGCGGGCGAAGCGGCGGUGAAAGUGGAGGGCCCGGGAUCCCCGGGCGUACCCGGGUCGCCCCCCGAGGCCGCUGCCGAUCCGCCCACGGGUCUCCGCUUCUCGCCGGAACAGGUGGCGUGCGUGUGCGAGGCGCUGCUACAGGCGGGCCACGCCGGCCGCUUGAGCCGUUUCCUGGGCGCACUGCCCCCGGCCGAGCGCCUACGUGGCAGCGAUCCGGUGCUGCGCGCUCGGGCCCUGGUGGCCUUCCAGCGGGGCGAGUACGCCGAGCUCUACCGGCUGCUCGAGAGCCGCCCCUUCCCCGCCGCCCACCACGCGUUUCUGCAGGACCUCUACCUGCGCGCGCGCUACCACGAGGCCGAACGGGCCCGCGGCCGCGCGCUGGGCGCGGUGGACAAGUACCGUCUGCGCAAGAAGUUCCCGCUGCCCAAGACCAUCUGGGACGGCGAAGAGACCGUCUACUGCUUCAAGGAGCGGUCCCGCGCCGCGCUCAAGGCCUGCUAUCGCGGCAACCGCUACCCCACGCCGGACGAGAAGCGCCGCCUGGCCACGCUCACCGGCCUCUCGCUCACGCAGGUUAGCAACUGGUUCAAGAACCGACGACAGCGCGACCGGACCGGGGGCGGCGGCGGCGCGCCCUGCAAGAGCGAAUCUGAUGGGAACCCCACUACGGAGGACGAGUCCAGCCGCAGCCCUGAGGACCUGGAGAGGGGGGCGGCUCCAGUGGCGGCCGAGGCCCCCGCCCAGGGCUCCAUAUUCCUGGCCGGGGCCGCCCCUCCCGCGCCGUGCCCCGCCUCCUCCUCCAUCCUGGUGAACGGGAGCUUCCUGGCCGCUGGCAGCUCUCCAGCGGUGCUCCUCAAUGGGAGCCCCGUCAUCAUCAACAGCCUGGCCCUGGGCGAGGCCUCCAGCCUGGGCCCCCUGCUGCUCGGCGGGGGCGGGGGCGCCCCUGCCCCGCAGCCCAGCCCCCAGGGGGCCAGCGAGGGCAAGACCUCCCUGGUCCUGGACCCUCAGACUGGGGAGGUUCGCCUGGAGGAGGCUCAGCCUGAAGCCCCUGAGACCAAGGGGGCCCAGGUGGCUGCUUCAGGGCCGCCUGGAGAGGAGGUCCCAGGGCCUCUGCCCCAAGUGGUGCCUGGCCCCCCGCCGGCUGCCACCUUUCCUCUACCCCCAGGACCAGUGACUUCCGUGGCUGCUCCACAAGUGGUGCCACUUUCCCCACCCCCUGGCUACCCUGCGGGCCUGGGCCCCACCUCCCCACUGUUGAACCUGCCCCAGGUGGUGCCCACCUCCCAGGUGGUGACCUUGCCUCAGGCUGUGGGGCCACUGCAGCUGUUGGCAGCUGGGCCAGGCAGCCCCGUGAAGGUGGCAGCUGCCCCGGGCCCUGCCAACGUGCACCUGAUAAACUCUGGGGUGGGCGUGACUGCCCUGCAGCUGCCUUCGGCCACUGCCCCAGGAAACUUCCUGCUGGCCAACCCCGUGUCUGGCAGCCCCAUCGUGACAGGUGUGGCCGUGCAGCAGGGCAAGAUCAUCCUCACCGCCACCUUCCCCACCAGCAUGCUGGUCUCCCAGGUCCUGUCGCCGGCCCCCAGCCUGGCCCUGCCCCUGAAGCCAGACGCAGCCAUCUCAGUCCCCGAAGGAGCCCUCCCGGUGGCCCCCAGCCCCGCUCUGCCGGAGGCCCACGCCUUAGGUGCACUGUCUGCGCAGCCGCCCCCCGCCCCGGCCGCCGCCAGUCUGCCCUUCUCCCCAGACUCCUCCGGCCUCCUGCCCGGCUUCCAGGCGCCCCCGCCCGAGGGGCUCCUGCUGUCGCCUGCAGCGGUGCCCAUCUGGCCAGCCGGGCUGGAACUGAGCACCGGCACUGAGGGGCUGCUAGAGGCAGAGAAGGGGCUGGGGACGCAGGCCCCCCACACGGUGCUGAGGCUGCCGGACCCUGACCCCGAGGGGCUGCUCCUGGGGGCCACGGCGGGGGGCGAGGUUGACGAGGGGCUGGAAGUGGAGACCAAGGUCCUGACCCAGUUACAGUCGGUGCCUGUGGAAGAGCCCUUGGAACUGUGACCCGCCGGGCCCCGUGGCCUCCCAUGACAAUGGUGCUCGAGGACAGCGGGGAGGAGGGAGCCUCUCAAACACGAAGAUGGCUGCCAUCCACACACACUACACCCUCCCCGCGGCAGCUCAACCUCUCCACGCCCUGGAGGCCCACUUCUGUCCGGGGCAACGUCCUCUGACGGGACGCCUCCUCUGUUACAGCCCUCUCCUUGCUCUGCCUCCUGAUCUACAUGGGGAGAUUUGGGGCUUCUGACUCAGGGGCUCUGACCCCCUCGACCUGGUACUAGCUGUGAGCUGAAAGCCCUGCCGAAUGGCUGGAUUUCCAACCCCCUUGAGCCCUCUCCCUAUCACUCCCUGAAACACUAUUAAUAGCUCCACUGACAUCCAGUGUUCCCAGAACGGCUCGGGAAUCCGAGGGUGGAGGACGGGCAGUCCUGUGCCCGGAGACUGAUGGACCCUCCCCACCGGGCCCUUCCUGCCCACGAGGGAUGCGGGUGUGUGGUCUGUGGGCCAGGGUCCUCCGUUAGCUCCUCCUGGACUAGAGCCUUCAGUAGCACGUCCAGCCCCAGACCAAAGAUCCCUUGACCCUCGGGCCAACCCUGACCCCUGUGUCUAGUUUAUAUCCUAAAUCUUUAUUUUUCUAGGACAUGUUAUGCCUUCAUUUCAAUUAAAAUAAAGUUAACAGACAACUAGAACCUCGGGGGGUGUGGGCUAUCUUCCAACGGCUUUUGCCCAAGGAAAAGCUGAACCACAAAAAGCUCACC
This is a messenger RNA of Delphinapterus leucas (beluga whale), 3457 nucleotides long. It is a transcript of the gene SIX5, whose product is annotated as SIX homeobox 5. Gene Ontology annotation, cellular component: nucleus; transcription regulator complex. Gene Ontology annotation, biological process: regulation of transcription by RNA polymerase II. Lineage: Eukaryota; Metazoa; Chordata; Mammalia; Artiodactyla; Monodontidae. Gene Ontology annotation, molecular function: RNA polymerase II cis-regulatory region sequence-specific DNA binding; DNA-binding transcription factor activity, RNA polymerase II-specific. The record is from RefSeq and is a predicted model, not a curated record.